AUAAUCAUCAUUUGGAUUAUCAGGGAUUCUGAUAGCGAACAGGCAGAAACGAACGUUGGAGAACUGAUGACAAAUAUAUUUGGUGAUGCUAGUGAUGAUGAUGAUGGUGAUGAUGAUGAAAAAGUUCUAUCUACCAAGGACAAAGUAAAUUUCAAUUUACUCCAGUUUGCAUAUACAUAUGUCUUUAUGCUUUUAAAGUAUGGUCUUGGUCCUGAAAGAUGUUUGUUAAGAAAAGAAUGGGAUUUUGAUAUAAUGUUACGCGAGAAAAAAGCAGAACGUCGUCGACCGAGAAGAAGACGGCAUGACGGUUCCAUCGAUGUGGGUGGCAUUUAUGAUGAUAAAAUUAAAUCUUUGAUGGAUGCCAUGAAAGUUGCAGCAAAAACUGAUAGAUCAUGCAACAUUGCCAGAAAACCUGCUGUGCAAAAACGUAUUUUAUUGCCUCAGGUUAAAGCGCUGUUGAUAAAAUACGAUUUAAUGGAGUAUAUUAUCGACAAUGGCAUGUUAAACAUUGUCGCCGAAUGGUUGGCACCGCUACCAGAUAAAUCUUUACCAGCCUUGGAAAUUAGAACAACGUUAUUGAAAAUUUUGCAAGAGUACAAUCGUCUUGAUCAAGGAAUAUUGAAGCAGUCAGGACUGGGAAAAGCUGUGAUGCUUCUUUACAAACAUCCAAAAGAAACGAAAGAAAAUAAAAUUCUGGCAGCUAAAUUAAUUAGUGAAUGGGCUAGACCGAUAUUUCAUUUGGAAACUGAUUUUCGUUCUAUGACUAAAGAAGAACGUAUUCAACGCGAUUAUGCACAGUUAUCUGCUGCGAAAAGGAAAAGCAUUAAAAAAAUCAAAAAGAUUCGCUCUCUUAGUAAUGAAGCAGACAAAAACAAUGAGCCUCGAGUUGGUGAAAAAGGUUUUAUUAUGCGAGCUCGUGUACCUCGUGUGUUGGGCAAAGAUUACGUUGUGAGGCCAAAAAACAAUGUUGAAGGACAAUUUCGAGGUGCAACGAAAAGUCGCGCAAACGAGCGAUUGGAUCGUGCACAAAGAGAAUUCAAUGCGAGGACGAAGCAGAAUAAAUUUCGUCGUGCGAUAGGAGUGAGUAUUGGCGGUCGGAACAUUGCCUUGUAA
This is a messenger RNA of Dracunculus medinensis (Guinea worm), 1113 nucleotides long. NCBI's taxonomy places the organism in Eukaryota, Metazoa, Nematoda, Chromadorea, Rhabditida, Dracunculidae. The record is from the annotation of a GenBank genome assembly.